AUGGCCUACGUGGUGCCCAUCCACCGGGCAAGUGGCAUUCGCCAUGCGGUGAAGCUAAACUUUAUCAGCCCAGAGGAGGACUGCUUAGUUGCUGCCAAAUCGAAUCGACUUGAAUUCUACACUCUCACAUCGGAUGGCCUGACCCUUGCAGCCACCCGCACACUCUUCGCGCAGGUAACCAUGCUCGCCCGCCUCCCAGCACCAGCGAACUCACGAACGGAUCACCUUUUCGUCGGGACAGACCAGUACAAAUAUUUCACUUUGGUGUGGGACCACAAAAAUAACGAAAUCAAAACCGCUCGCAGCUAUGUCGAUAUUUCGGAACCCUCAUCCCGCGAAGCCGAGAUGAGUCCGCGCUGUCUUCUUGAUCCCACUGGGCGCUUCAUGACGCUGGAAGUCUACGAGGGUGUGGUGGUCGUGAUCCCAAUUGUCGAGUUGACGAAGCGUAAAGGCCGAGUUUCGCAAGCAGCAUUGCAGCCUGAUGCGCCGCAGGUGGGUGAGCUUGGCGAGCCGACUGCGUCGCGUAUUGACGAGUUGUUCGUUCGGUCAUCUGCUUUCUUGCAUUCUGCGUCAAAUCAACCAUGGCUAGCCAUAUUGUAUGAGGACAAUCAGAAGAAGGUUCGGCUGCGGAUCCGGGAGCUGGAUUAUAGCCGGGCGACGUCCAGUGGGCCUGCAGAUGCGACCUUCAAAGAGGUGCAGGACAAGAAGCUAGAGGGCGGAGUGUUUGGGCAUGAGCUUGAUAUGGGCUCUUCACAUUUGAUUCCCAUUCCGGCUCCGUUAGGUGGACUUAUUGUUCUUGGAGAAACCUCGAUCAAGUACAUUGAUGAUAAUGCGAAUGAUGUGAUCUCACGCGAUCUUGAUGAAGCCACUGUCUUUGUUGCAUGGGAAAAGGUUGAUAGCCAACGGUGGUUACUAGCUGAUGACUACGGCAGGCUCUUUUUCCUGAUGUUCAUACUGGAUAAUCAGGGUGACGUCGAAGACUGGAAACUGGACUACCUUGGGACUACCCCUCGGGCAACAGUUCUUGUUUACUUGGGCGGUGGGGUUCUGUUUGUUGGAUCGCACCAAGGCGAUUCCCAGGUACUCCGGAUCGGCAGUGGAGGCUUCGAGACCAUUCAGACGCUGUCUAAUAUUGCUCCUAUCCUCGACUUUACAGUAAUGGACCUCGGAAAUCGCAAUAAUGAGAGCUACACCCAUGAAUUUUCCUCUGGGCAAGCUCGAAUCGUGACAGGCUCUGGUGCAUUCGACGAUGGGACUCUACGAAGUGUGCGAAGUGGUGUGGGCAUGGAAGAUCUGGGUAUUCUUGGUGAAAUGGAUCAUAUUACAGAUCUAUGGGGACUGCAGACCGAGGCCAGCGGAGACAUCUUGGACACACUUUUAGUCACCUUUGUUGACGAGACUCGUGUAUUUCGCUUCAGUACAGAUGGAGAAGUCGAAGAACUGGAAAGCUUCCUGGGUCUUAGCCUUGAUGAGAGCACUCUUCUGGCUGUCAAUUUGCCGGGUGGUCGAAUUCUCCAGGUAACGGAGAAGCGAGCUCUAGUGGCUGACCUGGAGAGUGGUAUGGUCACAUUUCACUGGACAUCCCCUGCGCAAAAAGCCAUUACUGCUGCCUCGGCAAGUAAUGACCAUCUGGUACUUGUUACUGGGGGUCAGAUUCUGUCCUCUUUUGAUCUUCAAAAUAAUGCACAGCUUAUUACAGAAAAAGAUCUUGGUGUGGACCAGCAAAUUUCGGGUGUGACAGUUCCAGCUAAUCCUGCGGGAGUCUGUAUUGCUGCUUUCCCCCAGUCGGCCAAAGUCUCCAUCUUGGACAUCAACACAUUAUCUGAGCUCCAAACCAAGACGUUGGGGGAGACGGGCGAGGCGUUCCCUCGGUCGGUUCUUGUGGCCAACGUGCUCGCCGAUAAUCCGCCUACUCUUUUUGUCUCCAUGGCGGACGGCAGCGUGAUCACAUUCUCUUUGGACCCCCGAAACUAUUCCUUGGCUGGGAUGAAUAGGCUGGUCCUCGGAUCAGAACAGCCAAAGUUCAAGAAGCUCCCUCGGGGAGAUGGGCUAUACAAUGUGUUCGCAACCUGCGAGAAUCCUAGUCUCAUCUAUGGCUCCGAGGGUCGAAUUAUCUACUCAGCAGUCAACUCUGAAGGGGCAUCUCGCAUAUGUCAUUUGAACGCAGAGGCAUAUCCCAAUGCUAUCGCUGUAGCUACUGCGAGUGAACUGAAGAUUGCUCUAGUCGACAAAGAGCGGACGACACAAAUUCAGACUCUCCCAAUGGGAUCAACAGUCCGCCGCGUUGCAUACUCCCCAUCCGAAAAAGCAUUCGGACUCGGCACAAUUGAUCGAAAGUUAGAGGAUGGAGUCGAAGUCGUAAAGAGCCACCUUGUGCUAGCCGACGAGAUUCUGUUUCGGCAACUUGAUUCGCUGGAGCUCGAGCAGGACGAACUGGUAGAGAGUGUGAUUCGCGCCGAAUUCCCGGCCGGAAAAGACGGACUUGGAAAUGAGAUAACUAAAGAUCGCUUUGUCGUUGGCACUUCAUAUCUGCAUGAUGUCGUCAAGGAAGAGGGAAUCCGCGGGCGGAUUUUAGUGCUGGAGGUUGAUCAUGGUCGCAAAUUGACCCAGGUCGCCGAGUUACCUGUGAGGGGUGGAUGCCGAGCAUUGGCCAUGAUGGAUGACAAAAUUGUUGCGGCGCUUGUCAAGACUGUUGUUGUCUACAAGGUGAUUAAUAAUAAUUUCGGGACAAUGCAGAUUGAAAAGGUUGCAAGCUAUCGCACAUCAACAGCGCCAGUUGAUCUGACUGUUGUCAACAACAUGAUCAUAGUCGCCGACCUCAUGAAGAGUGUCAGCAUCGUUGAGUACUCCCCGGGCGUGGCUGGAGCCCAGGACCAGCUGGUCGAAGUUGCUCGGCACUACCAGACCGUAUGGAGUACGGCCGUUGCCUCUAUUGAUGACGACAUGCUUCUCGUCGGCGAAACCCAGGGCAAUCUGAUUGUCUUGUCUCGCAAUGCGAACGGCGUGACAGAUCAGGAUAAAAAACGUCUCAUCCCGACUAGCGAGAUUGCCCUCGGCGAAAUGGUCAACCGCAUCCGCCCAAUUAGUAUCCCACAGCUAUCAACGGUGAUGGUGACCCCGCGAGCUUUUAUGGCAACCGUCGAGGGCUCCAUCUACCUCUUCGCACUCAUCAAUGCCGAACAUCAAGACUUCCUGAUGACUCUCCAGAGCGUCAUCGCCAGUAAAGUGGAGUCACUGGGUGGACUGACGUUCGAUGAAUUCCGUGCGUUCAGAACACUGAGUCGUUCUGCUGACGCACCUUACCGCUUCGUCGACGGCGAGCUCAUUGAGACAUUCCUCACCUGUGAGCCAGAACUGCAGGAGGAGAUUGUGGAGGAAGUCGGCUCUAGUAAUGUGGAAGAGGUGCGGAGAAUGAUUGAGGCAUUGCGGAGAUUGCAUUAA
Messenger RNA from Penicillium odoratum, 3441 nucleotides. RefSeq names its product DDB1/RSE1 family protein. The record is from RefSeq and is a predicted model, not a curated record. The coding region runs from base 1 to 3441 and encodes 1146 amino acids. Gene Ontology annotation, biological process: proteasome-mediated ubiquitin-dependent protein catabolic process; DNA repair. The transcript has 5 exons. Gene Ontology annotation, cellular component: nucleus; site of double-strand break. Lineage: Eukaryota; Fungi; Ascomycota; Eurotiomycetes; Eurotiales; Aspergillaceae. Gene Ontology annotation, molecular function: protein binding; nucleic acid binding.